Messenger RNA from Penicilliopsis zonata CBS 506.65, 978 nucleotides. RefSeq lists its product as hypothetical. Bases 1 to 978 code for a protein of 325 amino acids. NCBI's taxonomy places the organism in Eukaryota, Fungi, Ascomycota, Eurotiomycetes, Eurotiales, Aspergillaceae. The record is from RefSeq and is a predicted model, not a curated record. The transcript is spliced from 2 exons.
AUGUCGCCUCCUGGUCUGGAGAUCGAUACCAGCGAGGAGCAUCAGCUACAAUCCAUCCUUUACCCUCUCUUCCCUCACACGGUGCGACUACAGCGGGUACAGUCGUUGGAAGGCCACCUGCACCCGCUGCGUCUUCUCACCCUAUCAAAUGGCGUGCAGUUGAUACUCAAAAGCUACCCCCGGCCAACAACGGCUCUGUUGCGUCGGGAGCGGUUCCUGCUCGAGACGGAGGCCCGGAUGCUCGCCAUUCUCAACCAGAGCGCCAACCCGUGUCUUCCACAGCUGUUUCAAUACGAUCCCCAGGGGGCCGCCGGGCAAUCGGCGUUUCUCUUGAGGCAGUAUGUGAAAGGAACGACUCUGCAGGAGAUGCAGACGCUUCUGAGCCCCCAGGAGCGCAACGACAUCGAUCGCCACCUGGGGUUCCUGGCGAAUAUGGUCGGCCAGCAUGUGGCACCGCUCUUCGGACCGCUCGACAGGGUAGCCUCCGGGGUGGGCAGUCAGUCCUGGCGGGAGGCCUUCUUUGCUCUCUUCGAGGGCGUGCUUCGGGAUGCCGAGGACAUGUUCAUCCACCUCCCUUACUCGGAGAUCCGGUAUGAGAUCAGCCGCCUGGCCCCGUCGUUGGAGCAGAUCACCUUGCCACGUCUGGUAGUCAUUGACUUCGGCCACCCGUCGCAAGUGCUCCUCGACCAGGAUUCCAGGCAGCUCUCUGGGGUCAUCGACCUCAGCCACGCGAUAUGGGGCGAUAUCCUCAUGGCGGAAAUCUUCGACGACGCUUCCCCUGCCGUCUGGGACGGAUUUGGCCUGCAGCUCACCCAGACCAAGCUGGAACAGGCCCGUCUUCUUCUCUACUCUUGUUACCGUUCUGUCUACCGGAUCACUGCCCAGUACUACCGGAACCGUGAUGAGACCACUGAGAUCGAUGCCCGCAGACGAUUAACGGCAACUAUCGCGAAGCUGGAGGCCAUGGAACUUGCAUGA